Molecule: messenger RNA, 9310 nt
Organism: Catharus ustulatus (Swainson's thrush)
Lineage: Eukaryota; Metazoa; Chordata; Aves; Passeriformes; Turdidae
Product: GTP-binding protein 10
Exons: 24
Coding region: 1-2907 (968 amino acids)
Biological process (GO): positive regulation of flagellated sperm motility; response to odorant; olfactory behavior
Cellular component (GO): mitochondrion; non-motile cilium; sperm midpiece
Molecular function (GO): GTPase activity; GTP binding; magnesium ion binding
Source: RefSeq, a predicted model, not a curated record
AUGGCCUCGCUGGCCGCGGCCGAGCCUCCCGGCCCACGGGCGGCCUCCCGCUCCCCUGCCCUCGGCCCCUCUCGCGGCGGCGGCGAGAGGCGCAGGAACGCCCCGGACGCCGCCCAGGAUGCAUCGUUGAGAUCAGUGGAUUUGAAUCAUGUCAUCACACUACUCAAAGGGUCGGGCUCAAAAGAUUUGGAAGAUGAGCAGCUGAAAACUCUCAAGAAGGUAGUCAAGCACUUUGAGAAUGGAAUUCCUCUUAAGAAUAUAGCACAAAUUACCGAAAUUCUUAACCUGUGUGCAGAAAAAAUGAAUGAACAAGAAGCUUUCACCGAGCCUUUAUGUGGACUUAUUAAAUUGUUUGGGUUACCAUUUCUAAAACAGAAAUCAUCUGAUGAAGUAAACUAUUCCGUUGAAGUUUCACAAUCCAUUGCACAACUGGGUUACUUGAUGAGAGUGCCAAGCUCUCAAGUUAAAAUACGAAUCUGUAGGAGUAUUGUUAGCUUUUAUAAUAUAGAGCUACCAGGAAAACUACUUUCAGGUUACCAGCCAACAAAUGCAAACUAUAAAAUCCAGAUGGCUGAAGAAGGAGGACUAGCAGAAGCACUUGUUUCGUCACUAGCAUUAGUUGAAAAUCAACUUACUGAGACAUUGUGGAUACUUAAAACUCUCCAGCAUCUUUCUACCUCUGAGAUAAGUUGCAGACAAAUGGUGAAGGCCCAAGCUGCCAGCAGGCUUUGUUUGUAUCUAAAUGGUGCUGAUCCCUCAGGACAGCUGAUGUUCCGUUCCUCAGAUAUCCUAUGGAGCCUGCUAGAAAAGGCCUCAAAAGAAGAAGUGGUUAAUCAGCUCAGCAGCUUGGAAUGUGUGCUUGCUUUGAAAGAAGUAUUUGUCCAUCUUGUCACGCGUGGCUUCCGGCACGACGAUCAACAGCUACGGAAUGACCUCCUGGUGAUUGCCACAUUACUAGCUGAAAACCCUGCAGUACCUAUGAUUGAAAGUGGAUUUGCAAAGCUCUUAAUAGUACUUGCAACAUUUACUGAAGUUAAACUUCCCAAUCCCUUGGUAAAAGGUUUUAAACUUACCUACUCAAACGAGGAUUUUGAGAUGAAGAAGUUACUAUUUAAUAUAAUAGGAAUCUUAUCUAAAGACCAAUCUGCUGUACAGCUCCUCAGUGAAAAUCACGUGAUGCCAGCUUUGCUUUAUUAUGUAAAAGUAAAUCAUCAAAAGCCUGGAUUUCUUGACUGGUCUGCUGCCCAAUAUGAAGACUUGCAGCUUCAUGCAAUUGCUGUUUUAGCUUCAGUGGCUCCUGCAUUAGUAGAUAAAUACUUGUCCUGCCAAGCAAAUACUCUUCUCCUUGUGUUUCUGGAAUGGUGUAUAGGCCAAGAUCCUUUCUUUAGUCUAGGCCACAGUUUCCAUGGAACAGGUGGUCGUGGCAACAAACUUGCACAAAUGCGCUACAGCCUCCGAGUGCUGAGAUCUGUUGUGGCCCUUUAUGAUGAUGCUGUGAGCAUUAAUUUGUGUGACCAGGGAGCAAUUAGCCAGCUACUGGACAUCUUAAAGUUUGCAGCAGACAAAUCUAAAGAAAAAGAAGGUACUAUUCUACUGGAAAUCCAAGCUGAUGUAUUAUUUAUUUUGUCUGUUCUCUGUGAACAUGAUGUCCACAGAAAGGAACUCUUCAGCUGUGGAGGAAUUGAUAUACUUAUCCCAUUCUUUAAGAUGGAUCCAAGGAAUUUAUAUAGUGGAUUAGGCCACAGUUGUCUCCUCCUCAGUGCACUCGACUGCUUGUGGUCCUGUGUCGUUGGAUGUUGCAUUGCAGAGGACUCUUUUAUUGAAAAACAGGGCAUUUUUCUCCUUAUGGAUUUGUUGGCAUUAAAGGAAAAGAACCUGUGCAAUAUAAUUCUUGGAAUCUUGGUUGAGUCUUCUGACAACCCUAAAACCACUUUGCACAUGAGUAUCUGGCGAGGGAAGAGAGAUCAAACAGCAGCUAAUCUUCUAAUACAGUUAUGGAGACAGGAGGAGGUGGAUUUGGGAGUCAAACGUGAUCAGUAUGGAAGGAUUGUUGACACUAAGCGACCUAUUGUUACCAGCUUCCAGAAACGACAAAAGGUCAUUCCAGUGCCUGCCAGCUGUCCCAGUUUUGCCAUAAUGGAAAUUUCAGAGAGCAUACGGGCAAAAGUUUAUUCAUUAUUUUGCAAGCUAGGUUUUGAAAAUUUACCUGGCUUAUCUGCUAAGGAUUUUGUUACACUUGCUAUUAUACAACGUUAUAUUGACUUUAAAAUUGCAGAGGUUUGGAGUGAAAUAUGUGCAGAGAUAAAAGAAGAAUUCAGGCCUGUUACAGCAGAUGAGAGAGCCUUGAAAGUUAUUUCAGCUAUAUCAGAAAAUACUGGAGAAGCGGUUGUUGCUCUGCAGACUGAAGUGCUUGAAAUAGAGGACCACCACAAAAUCCAGGAAGAGAAAGAAACUUACAAUGAAAUCCAAGCUACCCAAACACAGAGAGAACUGAUAAAUAAAUCUUGGGAGAAUUUCUUGACUCGGACAUCAAACUAUGAGGCAUUGAAGAAAGCAAAAAUACUUCAGGAAACAUUAAUAGAUGCUUCCAGAACUAAAUUAAAGAUUUACAAUGAACAGGACUACUCUACUGAUAUUCCAAACCUCCAUAUAACAAUCGGACCUGGGCGCGUUGUAACUGCGGAGAGCAUGCCUUGUCAGCAUACUGAAGGGCCACUGCCUGAUACAGAGCAUGCUCGUAGAAAGUUCUGUGCUUGCAAAGGACCUUUAAAAAAGAUCAAAAGAGAUAAAACAUUGGACUCAGUCAAGAAAAAAUCGGAUCAUCACUGGGAGAAUGCUACCUGGAACAAGGAUGAACCCAUGAAUCCAAAUUGGCAGGGAUGGAAGCAUCAUGAAGACAGCCACUGAUCAUGUUUAUCAGGUUAGUAAUUAAAAUUUCUAUUUCAGAACAAGAAAAGUCAAGGAAAGUCAAGAAAAAUUAAUGUGUGACCACCUUUAUAAAACCUAACAUAUCUGAAAGCUAUGUAAAAAGCGCAUGCUGAAGGGGGAAGUCCUUAAAGCAGAGAACCUAUCCAUGUAUUUGGAAAGAUUUUUUUGAGCUAAUGCCUGAAAUAUAAAUGGGAUUUAGAGAAAAAUUCUGCAGGGCUUCCAAAAUAAUUCCAAAGCUGCAGCAUAUUCUACAUAUAAACCCAAGGACUCCAGCACAGCUGCUUGACGCUGAGUUUUAUUAGAAGGCUCAUAUGGCUCAUAGUAAAAGUGUCUAUUUCUGUGAUUUUUAAAUUUUUAGUUGAUAGCUGAAUCUGGGCAAAAUAAAAAGUUUCCCUCAAAAUUCUUCCAACAUCGAUACCUUUCCAUAAAAUGUGUUUUAAAUUGUUGUAUUCCCACUUAUUCCUUCUAUUAUGGCAGCUGAGGUGCUUCCAUCUAGUGGGACUUUACUGUACUGAAGAGUGUAUCCUCAGUAUUGGUUAAAUCUCUUUAUCUUUUUCAAUAAAACUGCAAAAUUAAUACAUCAAUAUUUUACAAUAUUUGAACCUUGGGUAUGUUGGUGAAGUUAUUUAUCUCAAUUAGAAAGACCAUUAUACAAACUGUGUGCACGUUCAGAAAGGUGAGGAAAGAAAAACUGACUUUUGUUUUUUGAUUAUUUCAACUCUACUUUAAAUAGAGCUGUAUUGCUAAAAUAUUUCAGCUUAAUUUCUACAUAUUUCCAUCAAAGUUACUUCUUUUCUAGACUGAGAAAAAUACCACAUAUAGCACAAAUUUCAAAAAACUGCUGGUGGAAGUUUUGAAAUUGUUGGGGGAAGAGAUUUUAUGGCUUCUUCUUCUUCUUCUUGUUAGAGUUGAUGACAGUACACUAUUUAGUAAUUUAUACCAUGAGAGAAAAGAAACAGGGGUAAAACUAUGAUUUGAGGUAGCUGUACCCUUGUGAUUUUCAAGCAAUCAUGUACAAAUACAUGAAGUACACAGUAAGAAUGAAAGAGCAGGGACUGAAGCGUUAUUUAUCAUGAAACUCAGAAUAUUGACUAUAUAUAAAUCAAUUUGGAAACCUUUAAAAUGCUACCAGCCUUAUGUGACUGAAUUAUAUAUAUCUUUCUGACAUAGGCACACUGGUACGUAAACAGGAUUGAUUCACUGAGUAUAAAGAAUUGAGUCACCCUCUGCAUCACUGAUUAGCAGCUUCUGAAGCAAAAAAAUGACAGAUGUUCUGCCAUCAGGCUUGACAGUGAAGUGUUCACAGCCCUGUUACUGAAGAUGAAGUAUGACACACUUAAUGCAAACAGGAGAGAAAGGUGAUAGAAUCAGUCCUGCCCUGGCAAACAGAGUCUCUUCAGGAGACCAGAUACAAUUUUGAAGUCAGGUAUUCAGACAAUGAAACAGCUAAAUAUCCUCAAACUUCAGAGUGUUAAAUGAUUUCAGUAAUUUUUAGCAAUUCUUAGCAAUGUUUCAUGAGCCACCUAACAUUACAAAACGUUCCAGAAGAUGCACAAUGCCACAUUUCAGAUGAAAUAUUGCCUAAAUCCCUGCUGGCAUGAGCUUGUUGGCAUAAACUUGCUCUCUGUUGAAACAAAUAUAGUGUUAUGUCAGUAAAUUUAACACCUUCAACUCAUAACAUAUAGGAGACCAGCUUUUCUUUGUUUCUGUUUUUUGAGGUCAAGUUGUGGAUUGAGUGCAUGAGAUUAACACUGGUUAGUAGCUCUGCUGGCAUCUCUGGGCCAGUCUACACAUUAACACAUUAACCUCCUGCUGCAUGUUAAGGAAGUGCAGCCCACUGAAUUGAAGGCUUUGCUAAGUGGAUCAGCUUCAGACCAGGCUGCUCUUAACAGUUGUAAGGACUAAAUUCAAACCACAAAAGCAGAACACAGCACAAAACCAGGGUGUAAUUUGAGACACACUUGUAUUGCUAUCCAAGGAGGGUUCUGGGCCUGUGAUUUCAUCCUUGAAGAACUAUCUACAACUUACCUGCACUUUUUUCAUCUCACUGAGAAGUUCUUUUGCUUAUUUCUUUCUUUCUAUUUUUUUCUAUAGAAUGCUGACAUCAUUAGCUUUACUGAAGUCACAGUAACACAAUCAAACUGUUGCAUUUAUAAGGACUUCUGAACCUUGCCUGCUAUUCAGAGAAAACUGACAGGUCGUUCCCAUAUUAUUAAUCAUAAAUCUGGACGAAAUGUUCUGCUGUUUGUACUAUGAAUUGGCAUGGUAACGCAGAAUAGGAAGAUCCUCCUGAGUGACAGGGCCUAUUUCCCUGCCACUACAAAAACAGCUCUGUUGUACAAUCACCUCAUGCAUUUAUCAAGUGCCAUAUUAAAAAUAGAAAUAUUUUUGUUCCCACUAAUUCCAUGGAAAAGCAGUUUCGUUACUCAAUUGCAGUAAUUACUAGAAACAUUAUUCUGGUUUCCUGAUAUAUUUAUUACUGAAUAGUACAUAUCUGUUUGUUCUUGUGUCUUUCCCCUUAAUUUAAAUGGUUUUCAUCCUUCAUGUUUACUUUCCUGGUAUAUUUAUAGACAGCACUUGUGUUUACUCUCUGGUUUUGUUUUAUUGCAGCAAACAAGCUGAGCCAUCCUAAGAUCUGUUCUUUUGAAAGGCUCUCAAGGUCUAGUGAUGAGCCUAAUUUCCCUCUAGCCCUCUCUUAGUUUAACCUUAGCUCAGUUAUAGAACAAUUGAUUAGGUUUUCACAGUACCCCAAAUGAGGUUUCACCAUGGUCUUAUACAAUGGCAUUAAUACCUCCCUACAUUAAAUGAAAUCCAUCUCCUGAGAUACUUCUUUGUGGUGGUUUAAUCCCAGCCAGCAACUAAGCACCAUGCAGCUGCUCUCUUGCAAGCAGGAUGGGGGAAAGAACUGGAAGUGUAAAAGUGAGAAAACCUGUGGGUCAAGAUACAGACAGUUUAAUAGAGAAAGCUAAAGCUAUGCAGCAAACAAAGCAAAACAGGGAAGUCAUUCACAAAUUCCCUUGGGCAGGCUGGUGUUCAGCCAUUCCAGAAAAGCAGAGCCCCACCACACAUUAACAGUGACUUGGGAGGACAAACGCCCAUGACUCUGAACUGUUCUCCCUUUCUUCUUCUUUUCCCUGGCUUUUUUUACUGAUCAUAGUGUCACAUAGUAUGGGAUAUGCUUUUGUCCUAGCUGUGUCCCUUCCCAGUUUCUCAUGAACUCACAGCCCACUCACUGAUGGAGUGGAAUGAGGAACAGAAAAGGUCUUGGCUCCAUGCAAGCCCUGCUCAGCAAUAACUAGAAAAAUUCCCUGCAUUAUCAACACUCUUCUUAGCACAAAUCCAAACCACAGCCCCAUUCUAGUCACUCUGAAAAAAACCUCUAUCCCAGCCAAAAGUAGCACAUUUCUAUACUUAUGGUGAUUCCUAAGUAAAUCUUAUCUCCAAAUAUCAUGAGCAUGUUCUUACUGAUUUUAUCAGGACUACUAUAGAAGAUAUCAGAUAAGAUCAUCCUAAAAAAACCCCUUUAAGCCUGACAUUUUUCUUUUCAACCUUCUUUGUGGCUACCUCAAUUUUCAGUUUCUCUCCUAACCCCAAUAUACUCAUUCCUUCCCAGGUGAUACCAUAUGCAAUGUUUUUGGGAAUUAAUACAACAAAUCUGAGUUUUUCCAAAGUUUUGCAGUGAGACUGAGGCCAGGUUUCAGGGUCUGUGGUUGGCCAGGUCACUUUUCUUCUUUUCAAAGAUAAGCAAUUACAGUCCACGUUCACCUGACCUAACUUCAAAGACUUAGAGAGAGAUGGAGAUGGCAGGGUGCUGUUCUUGACACGGUUUGACCUCUGGAGACAUCCGAGUAUAGAAGAGGAGUCUCAGCCUCCAAGCCCUCAGUCAAAUGCCUCAAGGACAAGGCCAGCCCCACAUUUCCUACUUUCCAGUCAUGACAUUAUUAACUGAUCAGUUCAAAACACUUCCCACUAGUUUUUCCACAUUACCUGCUUCAGGACUGCCAAUGUGGUCUCUGUGAUCUGAAACCACAACAUGUGAGCUCUGAAUUUUUUGUUAUGGUAAUAAUUUCUGUUCUGUCAUUCACAUGAACUUAAAUGUUCUGCUGGGUCAUUUAGCAUGUACAAGGCAUACCACUGUUUUCUAAAUUUUUAAAAAAUUGUAAUAUUAUGUAGCAGAUAACAUGCAUUGUUAAAGUUAUUGUUAGUAUUAAAUUACUGUAAAUGGUAAUGAUUCUCCUCAGGCAGCUAACAGGUACAAUCAAGAAUGUAAAACCUUGUGGAAAAGCUGUAAGAAGAAACAGAAAAAUAUUUAUUUUUUAAUGAGGAUUAGUGCUUCAAGAAAAAAACACAAAAAACCCUAAAACCAUGUUCAUAUUGUCUAAGAAAUAUUUAUCUACAAAAUAGAGGCUUAUGAAAGAACUUGGGGGUGAUUUUUCUCCUCUGCUCUGCACCUGUGAGACUCCACCUGGAACACUGUGUGCAGUUCUGAUGUCCCCAACACAAGAAGGACACUGAGCUGUUGAAGCAAGCCCAGAGGAGGCCCUGAAGUUGCUAAAGGGACUGAAGCAUCUCCCCUCUGAAGGCCAGGAAAAUUUGGGCUGUUUGGCCUGCAACAGCUUGUUCAAGACUUCUUAGUAACCUUCCAGUGUGUGGAUUGGUCGUACAGGGAAACUGGAGAGGGGCUUAUCCAGAACUGUAGUGAUAGUACAAGGGGCAGUAGGUUCCAACCAAAAGAGGGAAUAUUUAGGUUAGAUACACUGAAAAUGUCCUUUACUGUGAGGGUGGUGAGCCACUGGAACAGGUUAUCCAGAGAAGCUGUGGAUGCCCCAUCCCUGGAAGCGUUCAAGGCCAGAUUGACAAGGGCUUUGGAGCAACCCGGUCCAGUGGAAGGUGUCCCUGCUCAUUGGAACUGGAUGAUCUUUAAGGUGCCUUCCAAUACAAACCACUCUAUGAUUUUUUUCACCAAUUUUACUCUUCAGAACUUACUGAUAUCACGAUUUACAGAUUUCUUAUUCAUGACAAUUUUAAAAAUGCUAAGCGUUUUAAGCCUCAUUAAAGUAAUGUAUUUUUAACUGUCAUGCUUAUUCUGCAAAUUAGCAUAAUUUAAAGGUCAGGUCUCAAUUUCUUGAAGGAGAGCACACUAGCAAUAUGACCAACAGCUUUUAAAGGGUCCAUUUGCAUGGGGACAGCCAACAGCAGAUGCUGUGUCAAGCCAUACCCAGGUUCCAAGGGGAACACGCUGCUGGAGAGCACUGCUGCUAACCAAAACUGGCUGCUCCUGCAGCUGGGGCUCUCCUCUCAGGCAUUCCUAUUGCUGCCAAUUUGGGGACUCUCUAAACACAGACAGAGCCAGGUUUCUAAACCUCUCCUUUCUAAAGGAGACAUAGUUUAUUCAGCACGGGGUGCUAGGUGGAAGUUUUCCGCAAAUCAAGGUUACCAAUUCUCAAAACUUUACACUACAUAUACAUUUUUAGCAAGCAAUCACAGUUCAUUGUCAACAAGUUAUCUAGUAAUUAAUUAGUAUCCUAUCUUCUAUGGCUUAAAUUAGUAUUUCCUCUCCUAUACCAAUUAGUCCACAUGCUCAGUCAUCUAUCAUUUUGAUUUGGGGUCAUCACAUUUGGGUUCUAAAGGCUGUGAACCGGCACCGUUGCAUUACAAAGCAUAUGGGACCUGUGGCUGCAGCCAAGGGACAAGACACAGGAGGUGGUAAGUGACAUAGCAGGAGCCGACGACUCAACGGGGAUGUGCCAUAAAAGCCCAGGUGGUUUCACUGGUGAGGUAGGACCUUGUUUCACAGCCCCCUUCUCAUCCCCUGAAACUCUCUGGAUGAUUUGUUAACUCCUUCUGGGGAUCUGGGUGCUGCUGCCACCUGUUAUAAGUAUAUACUAUAUUAUUGGCUUUUUGCAAAUAUUAAAAUGAAUGCUACAUGUAUAAUGUUGGAAAACUUUGCAGAAUGAAUAUAGUUUCUUUUAGUUCUGCUACUAACAAAACUUAGAAAUAGUAGUGUGAUAAAUGUAUUUUUUUGGACUAUAAAAUGGUGAUGUAAAAAGCUUUUGUUCAUCUAACUAACUCAGAGAAUGGUGAUUAUUUUUUCAGGAAAUUCUUUACAUUCUCGGAUUAUCCUAUCUGGAUGAAGACAGCGGUGCCGAACACCAGAACUCCAGGGAAAGGAUUUAUUGAUCUCCGUCAUCAGGGAGAGCACCGACAAGAAGCUAAAAGGGGGAAAAAAAAAAAAGUAAAAAACGUUGAUUUACAGGAUAUUGGGGGGAGGGGGAUGUGUGAUUUUAAAUAAUGAAUAAAAAGCCUAUGAAUAUGCAUCAGGUUGAUGCAUUUAACGAAGUGUUUUCUGAAUAAAGGUGCGCUCUUGGCGCAAUGCCAAUCA